Molecule: messenger RNA, 3194 nt
Organism: Ectocarpus sp. CCAP 1310/34
Lineage: Eukaryota; Phaeophyceae; Ectocarpales; Ectocarpaceae
Source: the annotation of a GenBank genome assembly
AUGUACGUCGCGAACGUCAUCAUCGACGACGUCAAUCUUGACGCCGCCGAGCUUCUCCUGAAGACGAAAGAUGGGGUGGCGGAGUCGCUCCAAGAGCUUAUCCAGAACGAAGCGAAUCCUUUGGGGACCUGCAUCGGCAAGGUGCACUGCGAUGGCGGAGCAGAGUUCAAGGGCACGUUCCAAGCGUUGUGUGAGUCCAUGGGGAUCAAGGUCGAUAAUAGCCCUCCACAAGGGAACACCAUCGUCGAACGUGGAUGUGGCAUCAUCAUCGGAACGACGCGCAAGCUACUCCUGGAAGCACCGCACCUUCCAGGCCAUGUGUGGGGCGAAGCAUUCCAUACGGCUGUCUACCUCAAGAAUCGCACACCUACGGAGGUUCUGAGCGGAAAGGCCCCACUUGAGGUAUGGGAGGGGAAACCGCUCGGUGACAUGUCGCACAUCCACGAAUGGGGCUCGGUAGCCUAUAAGCAUGAGGAAGCGCGAUUCCGGAACACCAAGCUGUCAGCUAGGGCCAAGAAGAUGUAUCAUGUGGGGUACAACACUAAAAAUNCGGCUGUGGGAGCCGGCGGAGCCCCAAAAGAUCACAAGAAGGAGAAGAAGAAGAAGAAGAAGAAGAAGAAGAAGAAGAAGAAGAAGAAGAAGAAGAAGAAGAAGAAGAAGAAGAAGAAGAAGAAGAAGAAACGCCAACGCCAUCGGGACCCCAAAUGGGGGAUUCGAACCUACGUCGGAGCGGCAGGGGUGGACGCACAGCAAGCCCAGAAGGCUUGUGAAGCCGUGAGAGGUGGCAUGUCCGUUAGGAAGGCUGCUAAGGUCUAUGAUAUUGAUCGGCUUUCGCUCAAACGGCGCCUCGAUGGAGAGGUGGCCAUGGAUGCAAAAGUAGGUCCUGGGACUGUCAUGAGUGAGGAGGAGGAAAAUUCGAUUGAAGAUUGUCUGCUGUACGCUGGUCGUAACUGCCUAGCUGUGAGUCGGCUCCACCUGCUGGAAACCGUAAGACUGCUCUGCCUGGACCGCAAGACCCCGUGGGAUCCAGAGAAGGGCCCGGGGAAGGAUUGGCUAGCUGGCUUCCUCGAAAGGCACCCGCGGGUUAGGGAGCGCACCACUCGCAUCUACGAGGCCAACAGAGUCACCGAUGAGAGCGAACCUCGCAUCGUAGAGUUCUACAGGAAGUGGGCAGCUCUCCUCGAGGACCUCAAGCCGGAGGCCGACCACGUGCACAACACGGAUGAGACAGGUACCACUCCGCAAGGCAACAAGACCAUGAAGGCCUACUGUCAGGCAGGGCAGAAGGUGGUCGAGUCGGUUCGGGCCAACUCGCGAGAGAACACCACCUUGGUCACCACCAUCAGCGCUGAUGGCUCCACGUGGGCGCCGACUAUCAUCUUCAAAGGGCAGCGACUCCAGCCUGACUGGUUUGCGGAGAAGAACGGGCCGCCGGACGCGAGGUACACUUGUACGGAUUCUUCGUUCAUGCAGGGUAACGUGUUCAUCAAGUACCUUAAAGACUUCCACCAGCAGCUUUGCAAACGAGGCUUGAUCGACGGAAAGCCGCACAUCCUCCUGCUUGAUGGACACGCAUCGCACGUGAGCGUCGAGGUCAUCCAACUGGCCAUGGAACUCAACAUCGUCCUCUUUCAGCUGCCGUCCCACACGUCGCACAUCACCCAGCCCUUGGACGUCGUCGCCUUCGGAGCCUUCAAGAGGGAGGUGACUAAGGUGCUGUCAGACUACUACCGCGUGUCCGGCGGGUUGCUUCCACAGAAGCGUGACGUCCCCGGCGUUAUCGCGGCGGCUUGGGGGGCGACUUUCACAUCGGAGCGAAAUAGAUCAUCCUUCGCCGGGGCGGGCCUGUGGCCUGUGAACAUGGAGCGAGCGAUGAGCCGGCUUCGGGGCACAGCAAAGAGGAACGAGAACCAGACCGGGCGCCCUCCCCUAAAAGACGUCCCCAUCGCUGUAGGCAACGAGCAGCUCGAGCAGGACAUCGGAGAGAGGGGCAUGAGGCAGCUGAAGGCGGCUGGACAUCUAACCACGGGACUCAGGGUGAGCACGGUGAUGCUCGGCAGCGUCAUCCGUCAGAGGAAGCGCGCCAAGAAAAUGGCGACCUCGCGGGGCUCUUUGGGCCUUCCCGACGGCGCCAACAUCACCGCGGAAGACUUCCUGGCAAAGGUUGCCGAGAAGGAGCGCGCAGACAAGGAGGAGAGUGACGCAAAAGCGGAGAGGGCCAGGGAGCGCGAAAGGAAGAGGGCAGAGAGGGCGGCGGCGGAGCUGGCACGGCAGGCGAACACGGGCGGUCGAGGACGCGGGCGAGGGCGGCAGGGAGGAGGGAGGGGGGGCGAGCGGGGCGGGGGAACGGGGGCGGGGACGGGAGGGCGCAAUGUCAAUGCCGGGCAGGGAGCAGGGCGAGGGGGGCGAGGAGAGCCAGCGGGGCGAGGGGGGCGAGGGGGGCGCGGCGGGCGAGGGGAGCCAGAGGGGCGAGGGGGGCGAGGGGGGCGCGGGAGAGGGGGGGGGCGUGAGGCGAGCGGACAAGGGAGGGGCCGCGGGGCCGCGGCGGGUGGACGCGGCCGAGGAGGGGGUGGAAGAGGGGCCUCACCUGGCCGGGGACGAGGAGUGGCUGGAGCAGAAGAAACGGCUUUGCCCGAACGCCAACCGGCACCCUCCGUGUCCCGGGUUGGACGACAACGGACGCCGACACCCAUUGUUGACGUGUAGCCGCAUCAUGCUCCAAACUUCUGCAAUUUUUACGUGGAGUCGAUGCGUACCCUAUUGCACAAUGUUUGUUGCCGGUAAGGUAGUCAACGGUGGCUUCGAGCGUGCCAGUACCGUGGGGGGAGGGGGUGGCGGAUUUUUCCCGAAACCCGGGGAUGUCGGGUUUCCGUCCCCCGGUGUUGUCCCCGGGUGUCUUCCAUUUUUUUUUUCGUUGCGCAUGAGUGUUUCUCAAUCAUAUUUGGACGUUCCCUCCAAAAGGCUGGUCGUGGAAAUAAAACGUUGGCUUGAUUUGUCGUUAUGAUCGGCGUGAAUUCUUGCCCUACCGGUAAGCCGAUUCGGCAAAAUGUACCCGUAUUAACCGUAGAGAACGUCGUGAGUUGUACUCCAAAUGACGUCAAAUUUCACGCGGAUUCGGCUUGCACGCCAUAAAAUGUGAUAUGUUGUUCGUAGACUUGCUACGGUGACAAGAGAGCGUGCCAGUACGGUUGGGG